AUGGACUAAAAUAUUAUCAGAUUUGAAAUAGCAAAGAAUUUGUUAAAAGCUACUGGUGAUUACAAAUAAUAUUUUACACAGAAAACUGUGAAAAUUAACUUGAAGAGUAAAAAGUUGAAUGUAGAAAAAGUAGAGCAACUGUGUUUAGUCUUGUAAGGGUUUGUAUAAGCAGAAAAGCUAAAGUUAAACUUAAGAGAAAAUAUAUUGAAAGAUGAAGGAGUUAAAUUAAUUGCUGAAGCAAUUUCUAAAUUGAGCACUAUUAAAUUUUUAGUAUUAAACCUUUAUGGAGUAGAAUUAAACGCUGAAGGAGCAAAAUAUUUGGCAGAAUAUCUCCCUAAUUUAAAAAAUAUUGAAACACUAAAAAUUAACCUUUGGUGGAAUAAUGUAUAAAAUGAGGGUAUUUUGAGCAUAUGUAAAUCAAUUGGAAAAUUAUCAAAGCUAAAAACCUUAGAGUUAGAUUUGGUACAUAACAAUAUUAGUGAUGAUGGAUGCAAAAUGGUGGAGUAUUUAGAAUCGAAUACCUAGCUUUCUAAUCUCUCUAUCUUUUUAUAGAAUAACUUAAUUGGACCAAAUGGUAUAUGCAAUUUGCAAGAGGGUUUCAACAAAGCUCCCUAAGUUGAAACACUAGUUAUGUUUUUAGGUGUAAAUAAGAUUGGAGUAGAAGGUGCAUAUUUUCUUGGGUAGUGCUUUAAAAAACAAAAUCUAAUAAAAAACCUCACACUUGGCCUAUUGAAAAAUGAAUUUGGUGAUGAAGGAUUAGAAGAAAUUGCAGAAGGCAUUUCUAAUAUCUAAUGCUUAAACCAAUUAAGUAUGAUUCUAUGGGAAAAUGAUUUAACUGAAGUUGGAACAUCUGCUCUUUCUAAUAUGAUACAGACUUUACCUAACUUAACUCAUGUGUUUUUAAAUCUAAGAAAUAAUAGGCUAGGUAGUUAAGGACUAUAUGAGUUAGGAAAAGGGUUUAAAGAUCAUCAGAAUAUAAGUUAUUUGGAUUUAUUUUUAAUGGAUAACCAAAUAAAAGAUCAAGGUUUUAUAAAAUUUUCAAACGAGUUGAGAAAUUUACCUAAUCUUCACACAUUAAAUUUAAUUCUAACAUCAAAUAAUCUAACUGAUAAUUGCUGUAGAACUGUAGGCGAAUCUUUAGCAACAAUAAAAAAACUUGGUAGUUUAGAAAUUGACCUUGUGCAAAACGAAGAAGUAACAUAAAAAGGAGUAGCUUUGUUACAUUCCUUUGCUGCCUAACUUGAUAGACUGCUUUAAUUUAAGAUUGAAUAUGAUAAGGAAGAUAAAGAUUAACUCAUUUAAAAAUACUAAAAAGCUAUUUAAAAUAGCUAAUUAAAAGUAAAAAUAUAAAAAGUUAUGUAUAAUACACCAAUUAUUUAACUCUUAGCCUCAAAGAAGAUUUAUGGUGAAGUUAUUCAAAAUUUGCCUCUAAUUAUUGAAGAUUUGAGAAUACCUUAAAAAUGA
Molecule: messenger RNA, 1464 nt
Organism: Tetrahymena thermophila SB210
Lineage: Eukaryota; Ciliophora; Oligohymenophorea; Hymenostomatida; Tetrahymenidae
Product: kinase domain protein
Exons: 13
Molecular function (GO): protein binding
Source: RefSeq, a predicted model, not a curated record